Molecule: messenger RNA, 779 nt
Organism: Nicotiana tabacum (common tobacco)
Lineage: Eukaryota; Viridiplantae; Streptophyta; Magnoliopsida; Solanales; Solanaceae
Product: rapid alkalinization factor-like
Biological process (GO): calcium-mediated signaling
Cellular component (GO): plasmodesma
Source: RefSeq, a predicted model, not a curated record
GCCUUGCCCAUUAGCUGUUGUCUUAGUUCAAGAUUUUGUUUUUGCCAAGUCUCAACAGCGAAAACAUAGUGAGAAGAUACCAAAAACCAGCCGUCCAAAGCAUAAACAGGCAAAAAUAGCUAAAGGGUGUUUUUAAUUUCUCAUCAUUUUUUCAGUACAAGGUAAAAAUGGGAGUUCCUUCAGGUUUAAUUCUUUGUGUUCUGAUCGGAGCUUUUUUCAUUACAAUGGCGGCUGCCGGAGAUAGUGGGGCCUACGAUUGGGUGAUGCCGGCGAGAUCUGGUGGGGGAUGCAACGGGAGUAUUGGAGAGUGCAUGGCUGAAGAAGAGGAGUUUGAGCUGGACAGUGAGUCAAACAGGCGCAUUUUAGCCACCAAAAAGUACAUCAGCUAUGGUGCGCUGCAGAAGAACAGUGUACCUUGUUCUCGCCGUGGAGCCUCGUAUUACAACUGCAAACCUGGUGCUCAGGCUAAUCCUUACUCUCGUGGUUGCAGUGCUAUCACUCGUUGCAGGAGUUAAGUUCUGUAUUUCUCUUCUUCUUCCACAAAAUCCAAAAAAAUGUAUUUUUCCUGGUAAAUUGAAUUUUUCUUUUUCCUUUUUUUUUUGAGAUGGGGUUGCUUGGUAUACGAAUGAGGAGAGAAGAUGUUGAUGGGAAUUGAUUGUUGUCAUAAACUUUUUUAUUUUUUUAAUUUUUUUUCGGAUGAUGUUUUUAUAUACAACUUAUAGUAACUGAAUUUGUCUGUCAAUAAUUCAAUUCAACAUACUCCUAGUAUUACAAGUUUU